CUGACGAUGGAGCAACUAGCUCAGUUCGUUUCAAAGAGCUUUGAUCAUAAGGCUAUUGUGGAUUGUGAUUCUAAAAAAAAUUGUGGUACUCCUAUGGCUGAUUCAAUUACUACGACAAUAAGUUCUAUUGAUACUAAUACAACAACUACUACUUCUACUUCAGCUAGGACUAUAAUUACACUUAGUGUUGCUCAUCUUAUUGGAAAACUUAAAGAUUCUUCGACUGAUCAUUAUAUAAUUUCAAACGUAUCAGAUCAGUUACGGGACGAACCAAAAAAAAUAACAGAAGAAGAAAUUGAUAAUGAACCAAGUUCUCCAGAGACUGAAGUAAAACUUCAACCAGAAAAAUUUUCAAUCAUUCCAAAACAUUUAGAAAAUUCAAAAAAAGAAAAAUCAGAUAAAAUUAUUGGAAUUGUUGUUUCAAAAAGAACACCAAAACUUCAUUGGUCAACAAAAAAUUUUCGUGAAUGCAAUCUUUCCCUACAAUCGCCUAAUCAUACAAUUGAUGAGUCAACUUUUUGUGAAGAAAAUGUGAAUCGCAGUGUAUUAAAUGAUGGAAACACUAACACAGGUAACAGUGAUCGAUCAAAUGGAAUUGACAAUUCUAUUGGCAACGCUAAACAACGACGAUCAAGAACAAAUUUUACCCUGGAACAAUUGGCUGAGUUAGAGCGUCUUUUUGACGAAACCCAUUAUCCAGACGCAUUCAUGCGAGAAGAGUUGAGUCAACGCUUGGGAUUAUCAGAAGCCAGAGUACAAGUUUGGUUUCAAAAUCGACGUGCUAAAUGUCGAAAACAUGAGAGCCAGCUUCAUAAAGGAAUUUCUAAUGGAAUUAUUUUAGCACCUAGAAGUCAAUUGACAUCACUUGAACCUUGUCGUAUAUCACCUUAUCUUCCAGCUUUACGUCUACAUCCAUCAAUUUCAUCGUCUAAUUUUAAUUCAUCAAAACCUCACUUGACUGGUUCAGCAUUUGAUCCUGCAGCAGAACUUCAUUAUACAAUAACUGGAGGUCCAUUUGGUGUACCUCCAACACCUCCUGCUUUUACACAUCAUUCACUUGAUUUGGCAGCAUCUUUAGCUGCUGCUUCUGCACGAUCAAAAAAUAGCAGUAUUGCAGAUUUAAGACUCAAAGCUCGACGGCAUCAAGAAGCUUUAGGUCUUGAUAGUCCAGCAUAGAAUUGACAAUUAAUUUGUUUAUUAUAUUUUUUAAUAUAUAUUUGUAUAGAUAUUUGAUUAAUUAUAGUUUUCCAUUUAUUUAUUUAUACUAAUUGUGAUUUUUUAGUGUUUUCAUUAUUUACCAUUAUAAAUAUAUACAUUUGUAACAUCAUUUCGUAACCGUCCAAUUUUUUUUAAACACAUGUUAUAAAUGUCUUUUGAACAAAUGCCUGUUAAAUAUUUUUAUUUGUGUUAUGAUGUUUUAAAAACAAGUAGAUAUUUAUGUUAAUUAUAAAACAAAUGUAGAAAUUAUCAUUGCGAUUAAAUAAUAUUAAAAUAAAAAAUAGAACAUUGUGCGAAACAAAAUCAAAGUAUAUAAAUAUUGCCAACGCAUAUAUUGACCAGUCAAUAUUUUAUAAAAAUCAUAAUUUGAUGUAUAAUCGAUUAAAAAUCAUAAACUCAUGUCAUCAAAUAUACAUAGCCUUUAUUUAAUUUUUAAGAAAAAGAAAAAAAAAAAAUUAUCAAUUUAAAAAAUUUAUGAGAUAUUAAUAAUUUCUUUCAUCAAAUUUCGAUAAAAUUUAGAAUAUUUUGAAUAAAAUAAUAAAAAUUUAUUGUAUAA
Aphidius gifuensis is the source of this 1774-nucleotide messenger RNA. RefSeq names its product short stature homeobox protein 2-like. The transcript has 4 exons. The record is from RefSeq and is a predicted model, not a curated record. NCBI's taxonomy places the organism in Eukaryota, Metazoa, Arthropoda, Insecta, Hymenoptera, Braconidae. Bases 7 to 1176 code for a protein of 389 amino acids. Gene Ontology annotation, biological process: regulation of transcription by RNA polymerase II. Gene Ontology annotation, cellular component: nucleus. Gene Ontology annotation, molecular function: DNA-binding transcription factor activity, RNA polymerase II-specific; sequence-specific double-stranded DNA binding.